Molecule: messenger RNA, 672 nt
Organism: Trametes versicolor FP-101664 SS1
Lineage: Eukaryota; Fungi; Basidiomycota; Agaricomycetes; Polyporales; Polyporaceae
Product: DUF431-domain-containing protein
Exons: 7
Coding region: 1-672 (223 amino acids)
Biological process (GO): peptidyl-arginine methylation
Molecular function (GO): protein-arginine omega-N monomethyltransferase activity
Source: RefSeq, a predicted model, not a curated record
AUGUCGAACCACAACUCGCGGGUGCUUAACCUUCUCGCAGAGCAUAUGGAAGAGGACGAUGAAACGUCGAAGUCCAUCCCAAAAUGGGUCGAGCUAGAAUACUCGCAUAUGAGGUCGUUUGCUGGCCCAGACGCGACCGUGCAGUUCACCCACUUGUCGCCAACAUCGUGCAACACGCUCACCUCUCUGUUCGCGCAAAACCCGGACCCGUCGAGGGCCCCUGCGCAUGCACACCAAAAAUCGGUUCUACAGCUGAUGGAGGAAAAGGGAGUUCCACUUGAAAAGGUCUGCCUGCUUGACCCAAGGGCGGAGAAGGAGCUUUCGCCAGAAGAUGGCGACGGACGAUUCGAGUGGUUCCUUUUCGGCGGGAUCUUAGGCGACGAUCCUCCUCGCGAUAGGACGGGCGAGCUCCGCGUACUAGGCUUUCCUGGCAGACAUCUUGGUCCGGUUCAGAUGACGACAGACACUGCGCUAGGUGUCACGAAGAUUGUGGUACAGGACAAGAAGCCGCUCUCAGAUAUCCCAUUCAUCGAAUUCCCUACCAUUGUGUUCAACGCAAAGGAAAGCGUGGAGAUGCCGUUCAAGUACAUAUCAGAUGGAAAGGACCCGAUCCUGCCUCCUGGGAUGCGCGAGCACCUUCGCGAAGACCUGAACCAAAGCUUCGAUUUUUGA